Racocetra persica is the source of this 245-nucleotide messenger RNA. The record is from the annotation of a GenBank genome assembly. Lineage: Eukaryota; Fungi; Glomeromycota; Glomeromycetes; Diversisporales; Gigasporaceae.
GUGUAGUUGAGAUUAAAGAAAAUAUGGACCCAAUGUGGACUGAUAACGAUGAGGUCAAAGAGAUGCAAAGCCAAUGUCAAACACAAAUAAACGUAAAACCAAAGCCGAACAUGAAGAAUCGUAAAUCCAAUUUAAAUGCGAAAAGAGGUAAAGCCAAUGAAUGCAAAGAGAGGAAAGCUAGCGAAAGCAAAAAGAAGAAAGCCAGCAAAAGCAAAGAGAGGAACCAACGAAUGCAAAGGAGGUAA